Messenger RNA from Dermacentor albipictus, 2684 nucleotides. RefSeq names its product protein O-mannosyl-transferase TMTC1-like. NCBI's taxonomy places the organism in Eukaryota, Metazoa, Arthropoda, Arachnida, Ixodida, Ixodidae. Gene Ontology annotation, molecular function: protein binding. The record is from RefSeq and is a predicted model, not a curated record.
UGGGGCUGGCUCGCAGCCUGCGGUCUACUCUCUGUAUGUGCACUGCUCUCGAAGGAGCAGGGCAUCAGCGUACUACCGCUGUGCAUGGCCUUGAGGAUACGCGCAUUGGUCGCUGAUUCCACGCGUCCAGAACGACAGACGCAGUGUCUAGAGGCUCACCGACGACGGUGGCCAACCUGCAAAUACUGCAUACGACAAAUUGCCUACCGAUGCUUCUUGGAUCGUGACCUUGCUGCUCUCGCAACAUUGACGGCUUUACUCCUGUGCUUCAGGCUAUGGAUUCUACAGGGAAGCUUUCCCGAAUUCACCGCGAUGGACAACCCGGCGUCCUUCUCGCCCAUUCCUGUUACCAGGCUGCUGACUUAUAGCUACCUGUGCGCCUUCAACGCUUGGCUCGUCUUGUGUCCACGUGCCCUGUCUUACGAUUGGCAGAUGGGCAGCAUACCUCUCGUGACGUCACCUUUCGAUCCAAGGAAUCUGGCAACACUGGCGAUACUUCUUUUGCUAGCAGUUCUCGCCUGGCGGGCCUUAAUUUCAUCGCAACGCAAAGGCAGCACUGCUGGUGGAUCAAGGCAGCAGUGCUGCUACUACAGAACUCCCGAGGAAGUGCGAGAGCCUCCUUCGGGAGUACUAGUGGCACUGCUUCUUACUGUGCUGCCUUUCCUUCCGGCGACCAACCUCUAUGUGACAGUCGGCUUCGUUGUCGCCGAGAGAGUUCUCUACAUUCCCAGCAUCGGAGUUACACUGCUCCUGGCCGAAGGACUGCGCCGCCUCCACACGAGGUGCUCUCGAGCGAUGCGGUGGUGCACCGCGAGCUCCUGCUUCAUUCUAGUGCUGCUCUUUGCUGCCCGUACUUGGAGCAGGAACGGCGUGUGGGCCUCUAGAGAAGCCCUGUUCGAAUCAGGUAUCAGGGACCUUCCAGGAAACGCAAAGAUGCAUUACAACUACGCUAAUCUGCAGAAAGACAUCGGCAACUCCGACCAGGCUGUCAAGCACUACAGGCUGGCGAUCGAGUUGUGGCCCGAGCACGCCAGCGUGCACAAUAACUUGGGCACUGUGCUGACGUCGACGGAGGAGUCGGAACGUCACUUCCGGUACGCCUUGCGCGUCAAUCCAAAUCACCCUGGAGCUCAUUUUAACCUCGCCAAUAUCUACAGCAAGCAAGGCCAAAAGGAGGUAGCCCGGACUCUGCUGGAGCGUGCGGUAGAGCUGGAGCCCGAUUUCUGCGAGGCCUACUCGUCCCUAGCAGCGCUCGCCGCCGAAAGGGGAGACUCCGCUGAAGCCGAGAGGCUGCACCAGAUGGCGCUAGCGAGUGACGACCGAAAUGCGGAUGCGCGCAACAACUAUGGAACGUUCCUUCAGUCACAUGGGCGUGCGGAAGAAGCCAUGACACAGUACCAGAAGGCUCUCGACCUCCAGCAAAAUCACACCGUGGCCCUCCUUAACGCAGCCAGAAGCCUUCGGAGCAUGAACCUCAACCUGCAGGCCGAGAGUCUCUACAAGAGAGCUCUUGCGGUGGAGCCAGACCCACAGGUGAUGGACAACCUCGCCGUUUUCUACGUCAGUGCUGGUCGCUUGGACGAAGCAAGGCAGCUCUUCGAAGAAAUUAAUCGGCUCUUUCCAGAACACCGCGACAGCAACGUUCAUCAUGCCCAGCUUCUUAUUCGCCUCCGAAGCUUCCGAGUGGCCGAGGACCUUCUUCUAAACGUCAUCGAGAAUAACAGCACAGACAGAGCGGCCUUGCACACUGCUGCUCUUUUGUACAACCACAUCAACCGCACAGUCGAGGCAUUGGACUAUGUACUGAAGGCCCUAAAGCUCUGCGACGUUGAUGACCUGCUCUGUGCUAAAAUACACAGUGAUCAUGGCGAUAUACUCAAGGACUUGGGGGACCUCAGCUCUUCAGCACAGAGUUACGAAAUCGCUAUUAGACUUGAUCCAAAUCUCGCUCACGCACAUCUGAAUCUCGCCGUGAUAAGGCACUUAGAGAACGACUACCCUGGCGCUUUCCGACACUACCAGGUGGCCCUGUCUCUCGAUCCAAACAACAAGCUAAUCAUGGACAACAUGGCCAAAUUAAGGCGGCGAAUUACUAGGCCACUGCCGUUCCACGAGUGCGUUUAGACGGGUCGUAUUGUCUAAGUGCAUUUACUGUGCUGCUUUUUUUUUGUAUAGAGACAAUUUUAGUUUUUACUGUACAUGUUCCGACUGGAUUGAAACUGUACCGCUUUUUAUGUUUUGCAACUCUGUCAUUGUAAACGCGGAUGCCCGGUAGAGUUAAUCGAAGGGUGGUGCAUCAACAUGAGGGCUUGUUAAGAACGAUUCUACAUUUCUCACUUAUAUUUUACACAAAUUAGGCUUUAGAACAUCCUGGUCUUUCACAGAGGGUUGCUAAAGCCACCUCCAAAUAAGAUACAGACUUUCGAAUUUUAUGUCACUGAUGGGAACGAUAAUAACUAUUCUAAAGUAUUCGUGGAAACCAUGUAAAAUCUGUUGGCUGCAAAUAGCCAAAAGCAGGGCCUGUUCCAUACACUGAUUCUCAUAAGUGCACGGUGUACUUGUGAAACCACUAUACCAUGCUGCUGUGCUGUGCCAUUUUCGCGAUUUAAUUGGUUUUGCCAUCGGUCUGACACAGGAUUCUUAGAAAUGUUAUUGUUUAACGUACAUUUUCUACGGUCCUUUAU